Molecule: messenger RNA, 1269 nt
Organism: Mycosarcoma maydis (corn smut)
Lineage: Eukaryota; Fungi; Basidiomycota; Ustilaginomycetes; Ustilaginales
Product: putative aspartate transaminase
Exons: 2
Coding region: 1-1269 (422 amino acids)
Biological process (GO): L-aspartate biosynthetic process
Cellular component (GO): cytosol
Molecular function (GO): pyridoxal phosphate binding; L-aspartate:2-oxoglutarate transaminase activity
Source: RefSeq, a predicted model, not a curated record
AUGGGUUCAAUUUCUGAACAAUCCUCAGCUCUCGCUGUUUGGAGCGCCGUCCCACAGGCUCCGGAGGAUGCCAUUUUCAAGCUGACCUCUUCCUACAAAUCCGAUACCUACGAUAAGAAAGUCAACCUCGGUGUUGGCGCAUACCGUGACAACAACGGCAAGCCCUACGUUCUGCCCUCGGUAAAAAAGGCGCAGGCGGAUCUCAUCGCAGACGAGUCGGUCGACCACGAGUACCUCUCCAUCACCGGUCUGGCCGAAUUCACCAGUGCUGCUGCCAAGCUCAUCCUCGGCGACGAUUCGCCCGCGAUUGCAGAGAAGCGUGUUGCUUCGGUCCAGACCAUCUCCGGUACCGGUGCCAACCAUCUCGGUGCCGUCUUUCUGCAACGCUUCUACCAGUACCAGGCCUACGGUGUCGACCGUCAAAUCUACAUUUCAAAUCCAACUUGGGCCAAUCACAAGGCCAUCUUCAAUACGGUCGGCAUCAAGCCCAUCGACUACCCUUAUUACGACGCCAAGACGAUUGCGCUCGACUUUGACGGUUUCACCAACACGUUGAGACAGGCCAAAAACCAGAGCGUGUUCUUGCUACAUGCCUGCGCUCACAACCCUACCGGUGUUGAUCCUACCCAGGAGCAGUGGAAGCAGAUCGCCGAUAUCUUUGUCGAGAAGGGUCACUUUGCCUUUUUCGACUGCGCUUACCAGGGUUUCGCCUCGGGUGACCUGGACAGGGAUGCCUGGGCGGUACGACACUUUGUUUCGCGCAAGAGCAUUCCUCUGCUCAUUUGCCAGAGCUUCGCCAAGAACGCCGGCUUGUACGGCGAACGUGUCGGCGCGCUCCACGUUGUGUCCGCCACUCCGGCACAGAGCGCUGCCGUCUUCUCGCAGCUCGCCGCGAUUCAACGAUCCGAGAUCUCUAACCCUCCCGCUUUCGGCGCGCGUGUGGUCAAGAUGAUCCUUACCGAUCCUGCGCUCUUCCAACAGUGGCAGGCCGAUGUCAAGGAGAUGGCAGGUCGCAUCAUCACCAUGCGUCAGAGCUUGUUUGAUUUGCUGACCAAGAAGUUCCAAACACCGGGUAACUGGGACCACAUCUUGAAACAAAUCGGCAUGUUUACCUUUUUGGGUCUCGACACCAACCAGUGUAACCGUCUGUUGGAGGAAGGUCACAUCUAUUUGACCGCCAAUUCGCGUAUUUCCAUGGCUGGAUUGACGACGAACAACGUCGAAUACGUUGCUUCCUGGAUCGACAAGGUGGUCCGAGAGAAGAAGUGA